AGGUGGAGAAUCCCUCCCAGAGGGGGCGGGCCAGAGCUUCAGACGCCGGCGGCCCACGCGAGGGCGCCCGCGUGCGAGAGCACUGGUGCUUCCGUUCCCAAGACGCCCUCGGGUGCGGGGGAGGGAGGAGCCUGGUCAGUUCUCGCGAGAUGCGCCACAGGAACGGAGCGGCGGGAGCCGGUGGGGGCGGCGGCGGCAUGGCCGAUGUGUUGGUCUACAGCAAGGAGGGCCCCGGCCGCCUGGGCUGGACACGACUCCGCCGGGCCCGCUCCCCACUGGGCGUGGGCCGCCGAGCGCGGCGUCGAGCCCGUUCCCUGGGCGGUGCGGUCCAGCGGCGACUGCGACUGCGGCUGCAGCAGAUCGAGGCGGCCGGCGCGGCCUGGCUAGAAGAGGAGGAGGAGGUGGACGAGGCCGUGGUAGCGGCUGGAGUCGAGUGGGGCGCGCGGGAGAAGAAGGCGCGGAAGAAGAAGGCGCGGCGGCGGGAGCGCGCCGAGCGGGAGCGGGAGCGGCGGGAGCGCGAGGAACAGCGGCAGCGGGAGGAGCGCGAGUGGAGGCAACUACGCGAGCUGCGGGAGCGGCGUGAGCGCCGCCCCACGGGAGACGAGAAGGAAAAGCAACGCGUCGGUGGGGAGCGCCAGGCGGCGGGACCCGGGUCUGACCAGGGCGGCGAGCGCGAUGGCUCCGAGGAGCCACCCCGGGAGCCUGGCCACUUUGGCGGGCGCGGGCAGCCCUUCCUGGUGCGGGGCAAGGCCGGCCUCCUGGUGCUGCUGCACCACGCACAGUCUUUCACCUUCACUGGGAAAUGUCGGCUUACCUGUCUCUAUGGCCGAGUGCAGGUAUUUGGUUUUAUCAUCAGCCAGGGCCAGCCGGCCUAUGACCUUUACUCACCCCACACCAACUGUGCCCUGACUUUUGAAGCAAUUAGCUACUUGAUGCCAGAGAAAACCAUAAAGGAUAUGAAGUUGGAGGUCCGGUCUUUGAUCAAAGAUCAUAUUUCUUCAGCCAAUGCAUUUCCCAUGAUGAAGCAGUUUUCUCCUAUGUGUUCCAUCGUCAUGCUGGAAAGUCUGGAGACCCCUGCUAUGGACUUCAUCCUCAGCUAUCCAGCUUUUUCUCACCUUUUCUCAGGAAAGAAACAGGAGCCGUCCUCCUACACUCUUGAGCAGUUAACUGUGUCUUCUGUUGGCAUUAAGAAAUGUGAGGAAGAAAGUGGCUUUCACUUGUCUGAGAGCAGCAGUUCAGCGAUAGAAGAGUUAAUCACUGCUUGUCGUGAGGAAAUUGAUGGUUGCCCUAUCAUCAUGGCCUGUGGACCAAAGUGCAUUGGCAAGUCCACCUUCAAUAGAUACCUGAUUAACCAGCUGCUAAACAGCAUUCCCCGUGUUGACUUUCUGGACUGUGACCUCGGCCAGACAGAAUUCACUCCUCCUGGCUGUGUUUCCUUGUCCAAUGUUACAGAACCUCUUUUUGGUCCACCAUUCACCCAUCAAAGAAAGACUCGAAAAAUGGUCUUUUAUGGUGAUUCUUCCUGUGAAGAUGACUGUAAGAAGUACAUGGAUAUUGUGAAGUACGUGUUCAGUGCCUACCAGAGAGAAGCGCCUCUCAUCAUUAACACGAUGGGCUGGGUGAAAGGAGAUGGACUCUUGCUCCUCAUUGACCUUAUCCGAAUGCUGGCCCCCACUCAUAUCGUCCAGUUCAGUUCUGAACAUAGCAAAGACAUGCCCUUGCUCACCCCCGAGUACACAGCAGGGAUGGCAGGUCUGCAGACCAAAGGCAAGACCAGAGUCAAAAAUAGGCACCUGGACUGCAUAGAUUCAGAGAGUUCUGGAGAUCCAGAUGAAGAGAAAGGGAGCCAGCCCCACUCAACAGGACACAAACUGCUGCUUGUGCAGUCUGAGUUUGCCGGUGCUGGUGUUGCUCAACUGACGCAAUGGCAUAGCCCUGUUCUUCGUGAUAUGGCCUUGUUAGGUUACCUUGCCCUGCUACAGCCACCAGAGGCAAAGCCAUUUUUUCCUCUACACCAUCUAGUCCCCUUUCAGAUCCCUUUCAGUUCUGUUGCUCUCCGGGUUAUUCACACUGAUGUUGCUCCUACCCAUACCAUGUACACAGUAAAUGCCAGCUGGAUUGGUCUUUGUAGGAUACUGGAUGAUGUCAAACAGAAAACUGAUGGACCAGUUUUUCUUACAGACAAUCCAGUCUGUGAUUGUGUGGGGUUUGGAAUUAUCCGAGGAAUCAGCAUGGUGAAGAAAGUGUACUACGUUCUGACUCCUCUGUCCCAUGAAAAGUUAAGACAAGUGAAUUGUCUGAUGAUUGGAAACAUAACUAUUCCUCAUUGCGUCUUCAAGAGCCAGCCCAAGAUUGAGGGGGAGAUGCCUUACGUUACUUCUGAAUAUAAUUUUUCUAUUUGGGGAGCAGGAAAACUCAGAGUCAGAAAACUUCUGCAGAGGAGAGAAUACCUUUAAUCACCAAUGAACUUUUCACCGAAGAAUAGCAUGGAGCUCUUGCUUUUUAAUGAGGGAGGGGAGGGGAUGCCAAGACUUGACCUGGUUUCUCUUGCUGCGGCAGCAGCGUCCAGUGGAAUGAUGUGAACAA
This is a messenger RNA of Gracilinanus agilis (Agile Gracile Mouse Opossum), 2586 nucleotides long. RefSeq names its product nucleolar protein 9 (gene NOL9). Bases 150 to 2456 code for a protein of 768 amino acids. Gene Ontology annotation, biological process: cleavage in ITS2 between 5.8S rRNA and LSU-rRNA of tricistronic rRNA transcript (SSU-rRNA, 5.8S rRNA, LSU-rRNA). Gene Ontology annotation, cellular component: nucleus. Gene Ontology annotation, molecular function: polynucleotide 5'-hydroxyl-kinase activity. The transcript is spliced from 12 exons. The record is from RefSeq and is a predicted model, not a curated record. NCBI's taxonomy places the organism in Eukaryota, Metazoa, Chordata, Mammalia, Didelphimorphia, Didelphidae.